GUCGCUCUCGCUCCCUCCACUGACCUGCCCUGCCCUGCCCCGUCCCGCCGGUGGGAAACAAAAGCGCCAUUCCGAACCGAUGGAGGCGUUCCCCCAGAGCCCGCCCACUCGCUGGUGCUACUCAGAGAGUCAGAGUCCUCGCCUCCUCAGCCGUCCCCCACCACCACGGCCGGGGCCGGGGCCGGCCACCAUCACAAAAGCACAAAAGCCAACCACACCCACACCCACACCCACACUCACGGACUCGGCCGUCCGGUUCCCGGCAGGCAUGUGCUGAUGGAAUUUAGGGGUCAGGAACCCGUCCACGAGACGGGCACCAGCUCCACGCCGCCGCUCGCGCACGCCGCCCUGCCCGGGGCCUCCUCGGGGAACCACGCCCCGGCGGCGGUACCCGAGGUGAGGUACCACGAGUGCCUGCGCAACCACGCGGCAGCGCUGGGCGGGCACGUCGUGGACGGAUGCGGGGAGUUCAUGCCCGGCGCCGGCGCCGGGGACGACGCGCUCAAGUGCGCGGCCUGCGGCUGCCACCGCAGCUUCCACCGCAAGGACGACGGGCAGCGCCGCCAGCUCAUGCUCCCGGCCCCCGCGCCUCCGCCGCCGGCGACCCCGCGCGUCCCGCUGCUCCUGCCGCCGCCGCCCCACCCCUACGCCGCCGCUGGCCACUACGCGCCGCCGUUCCCGUACCACGCCACGCCCAGCGGCAGCGGCGGCACGACGACCGAGUCGUCCAGCGAGGAGCGGGGGCCACCGGCCGCGCACGGCGCGGCAGCGCAGGGGCACUUGCGGCGCAAGCGGUUCCGGACUAAGUUCACGCCGGAGCAGAAGGAGCAGAUGCUGGCGUUCGCGGAGCGGGUGGGGUGGCGGAUGCAGAAGCAGGACGAGGCGCUCGUGGAGCAGUUCUGCGCGCAGGUCGGCGUGCGGCGGCAGGUGUUCAAGGUGUGGAUGCACAACAACAAGCACAGCGGCAGCGGCAGCGGCAGCAGGAGGCAGCCGCAGCUGCCGCCGCAGGAGCAACAAUCCCAGCAGCAGCAGCAGUAGCCAUGGUGGGAGACAAGGCUCAACACCACGAGCAUUUGCUUAAUCCCCACCUCAAUAUUUUUAUGCGUCCGACAGAGGUGGGAUUAAACAAGGAAGGGAAAUGAGAUGCAUCUAAUUGCUGCCAUGCAUGGAGUUAGGAGUCUUCUUCCAAACCUGAUCCCUUUGCUGGAGUACUGGUGCUUCAAGUCUAGAGUCUUUGGUUAUGGCUGGUCACACUGUCCCAUCUCCAAUCCAGAAGUGAGAGACUACGAGGAUUUCGUGUCAUGAAAUUGUGAGGCCCAUGCUGCGAGAGAUGAGACUAUGAGACGCAGAUAAGGAUGUAUUGAAUUCCCUCCAAGAAAAUUGCAGAACACAAAAGAAGGUGGGGAUAAUGAGAAACUUUGCAUCACAAGUUUUUUUGGUGCAGCAAAUUUGGUUUCUUUUGGUGCAGUUCUCUUCGACGGUAAACUGCUAAAUUUGGAGAGUUUUGUCAAACCAGAUGAAAAGGACAUGAGGAACACGCGUCACCUCUAGAAUCAGGUGCAGCUGAGAUAAUUCCUCCCCAGAGAAAACCAGUUCAGGUGAAUGACACAGCAAUGAGUGAUCCUGGACUUCUGCAACAAUUGUUAGAACUUUAGCCCAUCAUGGUGCUACUGAAUGGUCAGUCUUAUCAGUUCUGAUCGUUUUGUCUUUUCAUAUGCAUUUCUGACAUGUCUUAUUAAUAAUCCAAGAGACGGAACUAUUCAAGAAUCAA
Phragmites australis (common reed) is the source of this 1771-nucleotide messenger RNA. Its product is annotated as zinc-finger homeodomain protein 6-like. Lineage: Eukaryota; Viridiplantae; Streptophyta; Magnoliopsida; Poales; Poaceae. The transcript has 3 exons. The record is from RefSeq and is a predicted model, not a curated record. Gene Ontology annotation, cellular component: nucleus. Bases 277 to 1038 code for a protein of 253 amino acids. Gene Ontology annotation, molecular function: transcription cis-regulatory region binding; DNA-binding transcription factor activity. Gene Ontology annotation, biological process: regulation of DNA-templated transcription; regulation of developmental process.